AUGGCGGGGGCGGCAGUGCUGCCCGUGGCCGUGUUCGGCUGCCGCCCGCGGGUGGCUGGCGGUGUGUGCUUCCUGGAGGAGCGGGUGGUGGUGCACGCCGCGGGGGCGGGCUGCCUGCGGCUGCACUUCGAGCAGAAGUGGCACAGCUUCAUCCCAGGCACGGAGAAGAGCCGGGGCGUGCAGGCGCUGGCCGUCAGCCCCGACCGGCGGUUCCUGGGGGUGUCGGAGGCAUCGGCGGAGCAGCCGGUGCUGGCGGUCUAUGAGCUGACGGCGGAGCGGGCGCGGCUAAAGAAGGUGCUGGCCGGCGCCAAGGAGCUGCCAGCGCGGGAGGUGGUGUCCCUCGCCUUCUCCCCCGACAGCCGGUUCCUGGUGGCCGCCACGGCCCCGCCCGAGGGGCAGCUGGCYUGCUGGCUCUGGGAGAAGGCGCAGCUGGCGGCGGUUGUCCGUGUCCCCGCUGCGGGCGAUGGUCCCUGCCAGGUGAGCUUUAAUCCUCAAGACAAUACCCAGGUUUGUAUCACUGGAAAUGGUUUUUUUAAACUUUUCAAGUACAGUGAAGGACAUUUAAAGCAGAUGAAUUUGCAAAGGGGAGAGCCAGAAAACUACUUGUGCCAUGCCUGGYUGUCCGAGGAGGAAGUUAUAUGUGGCACUGACACAGGCAAACUUAGCUUGUUUGAAACUGGAGAGCUGCAAUGGGAGACAACUUUAGAGUACAGAAAACCACCCAAGGAAGAACGUACRACAAGAAAAGGAUCUGAGAGUUCUGAUGCUUCUAGUGAAUCAGUCCUUGAAGAUAGUGAUUCAAAACAGCAUCCUUUGCCUCAAAUAUCUGCAGUUGCAGCAUAUUCCAAAGGAUUUGCRUGUUCACCUAGCCCAGGAGUUGUUCUUCUGUUUGAGAAGACYGUGGAACAGGAGUUAUACGAGGAGAAACAAGAAGUCUGGCUUCCUCAGGACCAGUUCAGCACCCAGCCAAAAGAGUCAUGCAAACAGGACAUUACAUCUAUAUGCUUCAGCCCCUCUGAGGAAACGAUGGUYGUUAGCACAAAUAAAAAUCAGCUCUACAUGUUUGCUAUGUUCUCCUCCAAACUUAUAAGGGAGAAGACAUCUUUUUUUACGUAUCUGAGUUUCCCAUUGCAUUCUAAUUCAAUYACUGGUCUGGACAUGUGUGUUUGGAAGCCCAUUCUUGCCACGUGUUCCCUGGAUAGAUCUGUUCGCAUUUGGAAUUACAAGACAAACAACUUGGAGCUGUGUAAGGAAUAUCAGGAGGAAGCAUACACAGUAUCACUUCAUCCCACAGGCCUUUUCUGUUUGGUUGGGUUUUCUGACAAACUACGAUUCAUAAGCCUGCUGUAUGAGGACAUGAAUGUUUUCAAGGAGUUUGCUGUGAAAAAGUGUAAAGAGUGCUCAUUCAGUAAUGGAGGCCAUUUUUUUGCUGCAGUUAAUGGAAAUGUGAUUCAAAUUUAUUCUAGCAUCACCUUUGAGAAUAUUAGUAAUCUGCAAGGACAUACUGGGAAGAUACAUGCAAUCAAAUGGAGUGCAGAUGACACUAAAUUUGUCUCCUGUGACACACAUGGUGCUGUGUAUGCGUGGAACUUGCUGACAAGUAAAAAGGAGUCUGAGUGUGUGCUCAAGACCUGCAUCUACAGCAGCAUUUCCCUGACUUAUGAUGCCAAAAUUAUCUUUGCUGUUGGAUCUGACCAAACUCUUAAAGAAAUUUCAGAGUCUUCGAUCCAGCAGGAAGUGUCUGCUUAUGAUGUUGUUUAUACCACGGUUGCCGUCUCUCGUUCCGGGCGUAUGGUAUUUGUUGGUACAUCCCUGGGGACAAUUCGAGCCAUGAAGUACCCAUUAACUCUGAAGAAAGAUUUCAACGAGUACCAGGCCCAUGCAGGUGCUGUUACAAAGAUGACAGUAACAAGUGAUGACCAAUAUCUACUGACUGCCUCAGAGGAUGGCUGUAUAUUUAUCUGGAAAGUGCAUGAUAAAGAAGGUGGGGCACCGACAGGAAAAAAGGAGCUUGAGUAUGCUGAGGAAGUCUUGAUCAUGAGAUCAGACAUAAAUGAGAAGAGUCAGGCAAUACUAGACCUGCAGAUUUGUGUGAAAGAUCUACAGACAGAAAGUGAUUAUGAGCUACGUCUCAAGGACAUGUACUUUGAUGGAAAAAUAAAGUCAUUGGAAGAGAACUUCACUCGGGAAAUAGACUUACUUAAAAACAAAUACCAGAUUUUACAGGAAGAGAAAGAAAAAGAGGAGCGACAACACCAGGUUCAUCUGUCUAAGCUGCUGGAUGAACAGGCCAGGAAGGUGCAACAGCUAGAAUCUGACAGUUGUCAGAAACUCUCAAUGGAAAAAGAUAAAUAUCAGGAACUGCAGGUGAAAUCCCAGAAGAUGGAGGAGGAAUAUGAGAAAAAAUUGCACCAUUUGGAGGAAAGCAAAAGCAAGGCUCUGARGGAGCUAAAAGAAUCUUAUGAGAAAAAACUUGCAGACAAAUCUGCUCUGUUGGAAGAGGCAAAGGAGAAUAUGAAGAAGCAGAUUCAAGCACAUGAAGAAAUGGAGAAACAAAUUUACGAAGAUGGAGACGCAGAAAUCUUGGAGCUCAAAGACAAGUAUGAGAGACAGCUCUUGGAAGAAAAGGAGUCCAACAUUCAACUGAGAGGAGAAAUAGGAGUCUUGAAUAAAAGGUUGAACAGCCUACAGAAGGAGCUCAAGGACCGAAACAGGGAUAUUGAGGAAAUGAGACUGGAACAGCAGAAGCUGCAAGACAUCAUCAGAUCACUACAGAAGGAAAUCUUGGCACUAAAGACAGAGGUUAAAGAGAGAACUGACACUAUCCUAGAGAAGGAAAAGCAGGUAUAUGAUCUAAAAAUGAAAAAUCAGGAAUUACUAAAUUUCAAGUUUCUACUGAGUCAAAGAAUAGAGGAAUUUAAGAAGCAAGUAGAGUCACGUGACARUGAUAUUGGGAAAAUGAAGAAACAGAGGCAGGAGAUGGAGGAGGAGCUGGAUCAAUUCCGCAAGGCUGCCACAGAGCUGAAGCUGAACAUCACCCAGCUGCAACAGAAAAUGAAGRCAAUGGCUCGUGAGAUGCACAGAGAGGUGGAAAAGAGGCAAGAUAUGGAAACCUUCAUCAAACGAUUUAAAGCAGAUCUUUAUCAUUGUGCGGGCUUCAUCCAGCAUCCCAGAAAACUGAAAAAUGGUGUCCGUGAGCUCUACAGCAAGUAUGUGCAUCAAUCAGACCUGGAGCAGGUUCAAGCAGUAGAUGCAGAUCUGCAGCAGCAGUACAUGAAACAGCAAGAGCGUCAUGACAGGAACUUGGAAAUUUUAAGGAAGAAGGUGAUGAAGGAUAAGGAAAUGGACCAAGCUGCUUACCUGCGCAUCAUCCAGGAAAAUGUGAGUCUGAUUAAGGAAAUUAAUGACUUGCGGCAAGAACUGAGGGUGGCCCAUGCCCACGUGCACAGGCUCCAGUCAGCACUGGCACUAAACAAGAAAAAGGAAGUUCAAGACACAGCUCCCUCCAGUGAACCUCUGUCCAGCCCAUCUAUCCUGAGGUUGAAUCCAGAGAUGGAAAGUGAGAAAAUCAUAGAAAUGCAGCAGCUAGAAAUUCACUAUCUGCGAGACCAAAUCCAAGUCCUKACCUGCCCAGGUUCAGCCUCUUUUGAUGAAAAAUCUUCCUGAACUGAAUCUGGAAAGAAGCCACAAAACACAGCAACACUGACAUGGUUCAAGGAUGCCUUAUGUUACUAUAUCCUCCUAGCAAGAUGAGAAAUGCAACAGCAGAGAUUAGACUUACAUGACCCUAUACUCUUCCACUAGAAGCAUUUGUGCAACAAUCAGUGAUCUGAACACUUCUACUUUCCUGAAAUCGACUUUUUCAUGAGUCUUAGGAACCAAGAGAAAAAAAAAUAAAUUUGUGUUAGUGCAAGAUUAAUCUUUUUGCCUUCAUGCUAGGGCAGGUACUCAUCUUUCUCUUGAAAAUGAAUGUGUCUUAAUUCAGAAGAGCUGAUGAAACUCUGUAAGCCUUUUCUGCUAGAAUUCUAAUUUGGUGUCAUUGUGCUGAAAGUUUCAUCAGCCUUUUAUUUUCCAGUAUUAA
Malurus melanocephalus (red-backed fairy wren) is the source of this 4081-nucleotide messenger RNA. It is a transcript of the gene CFAP57, whose product is annotated as cilia and flagella associated protein 57. Lineage: Eukaryota; Metazoa; Chordata; Aves; Passeriformes; Maluridae. Bases 1 to 3666 code for a protein of 1221 amino acids. The record is from RefSeq and is a predicted model, not a curated record. The transcript has 22 exons. Gene Ontology annotation, molecular function: protein binding.